GGGGGCGAUCCUCGCUGCCCACAGCCGGCAAAGAGCAUCUAGGGCACUCACACUACUGGACCUAGAACCGAUGUCCUCAGGGCUCAUCGAGCACUGGCGGUUAAUAGCCGCGCUGCUCCUUUGCGGUGCGAUCCUGGUCGUCCGGAGGCUGCGCGGCGGAUCGCCGUCCCGGGGACGCACAUUGAGCGGUGGGCUUACGGCGUCGGAGAAGCAUACUGCUGGCCUGAAACCAUUCCACACAGACGCGUCGGCGGCGCGGGAGCCUGGAGAAUGGACGCCGGUCGCGUUUGAGUACCCGGCCAUCGCACCAUGCCGUGAAGACGUGUCCGCUGUCAAGCCCGUACCGUAUCGACCGUUCAAAUGGGGAGAAUACCAUGUCACGAUGGGCAUCCGGAGCAUGCCAUGGGAUGAGUGGACGGAGCUUGACAGAGAAUUUGCUCACUUCCAUCGCAUCCGCGAGCAUCGAAUUCAAACCCGCGGCGACAAAGUCGUCCAAGUCCUACCUGAGAGACCUGGGCUCGUGAAGGGCGCUCACGAUGCCGCUGUCGAGUUGGUCCACGAACUGGCCGAGUAUCUCUCGCGCCGCUACCCGGAUGUCUAUCGUGCCACGCGGGUAGACGCAGGCCACGAUGGGAACGGAUGGCAUGGCCAGCCCUCGAUCAAAGACAUUACUAUCAUACCUUUGGGCAAGACUUAUGGCCUGGAGAAAGGCGAUCCUCUGACUAUCGCAUCUCUUCUCAUCCAAGAGGACCUCGCGAUAAUGAUCGAGGGAACGGAUGGCAGGUAUUAUCUGCAGGGAGGUGCGAUACUGAUACCCGGGUCAUGGCGACUCCGUGACAAGAUCGGUAUGAGCUUAGAUGACAUCCAUAUCAGCGGAACAGUACCACAAUUCGAGAGCAAGCUCCAGCUGAGCAUGUCGCGCCACUUGAAACGCAUGCCCGUCGACAAGCCCAUCGUGCGAAACAACUACAGCUUCCAGGUCGUCGCGCCCCGAGACAAGGCCGACCCGCUCGACCCCGACGAGCUCGCGUGGUGCAAGACGAUGAAGGGCGACGAAGACGUUGUCGAGGGCCAGCCGGGCUUCCUCCGCAACGAGGACUUCGGAGCCGACUAUCCCGGACACUCUGCCGGACACUUCUCUGCUGCGCACUCGGACCUUGCCAACAGCAGCGAGCCGGUGGACCCUUCGCUCGUGCGCCUGCGCGUAGAACGGCAGACGCUGCGUCGUCUCCCGAAAACGGGUGCAAUUGUGUUCACCAUUCGUGUGUAUCUCACGCCCCUCGAAGAGCUCGUGAAGGAGCCCGAUGUUCCGGGGCGGCUGGCAAGCGCAAUUAGAAGCUGGCCUGGAGACGUCGCAAAGUACAAGGCUCGCUCCGUAUUUGAAAACAUCUUAGAAUACCUCGAUGCUCACCAUCAAAGGCAACUCGAUUCACACGUAGAGGGUGUCACCAGGCAGAGGUGUGAAUGACAUAGAAGCAUUGAAGGUCUAUUCGAAUGUUAUGCUUGGAUGAGAACU
Phanerochaete carnosa HHB-10118-sp is the source of this 1516-nucleotide messenger RNA. RefSeq lists its product as uncharacterized. The transcript has 9 exons. The coding region runs from base 71 to 1468 and encodes 465 amino acids. The record is from RefSeq and is a predicted model, not a curated record. NCBI's taxonomy places the organism in Eukaryota, Fungi, Basidiomycota, Agaricomycetes, Polyporales, Phanerochaetaceae.